Molecule: messenger RNA, 654 nt
Organism: Dioscorea cayenensis subsp. rotundata (Guinea yam)
Lineage: Eukaryota; Viridiplantae; Streptophyta; Magnoliopsida; Dioscoreales; Dioscoreaceae
Exons: 3
Source: RefSeq, a predicted model, not a curated record
AAGUUCAUAUGUGAGCCAAUAGAAAAGGAUGUGCGCCUGCUGUCCAAGAAGAUCCCUAUAACAAAAUAUCUUAAUCUUCAGGUCGGCAUAGGGCAUAAUUUCCAUUACAAUUUGACCGGAUGGCAAUGGAAGAUUUCAACUUGUUUGGGUGGUGAUGGUAUUUCCCAGUUUAGAAACAAAACAUCGGUCAGUUUAUUUCCAGGAUUAGACUUGAGGAUCGCGUACAGGGCGGAGUACAUCCUUCCUGAAAUUCAUGGGGCUGUCGGGACCGGCGAACUGAUCUUUAAUAUGAACUAUGGAAAGUUGCAUGCAUCUAUAGACAGAUUUGAGGCAAUUAUAACUCAUGGAAGCUGAUCUGUUAAAACAAGUGAAAAAAUGAUCUUGACUUGUUCUUCGUGUUUUGGUUUCAAGUAAAAUAAUUUUUUUGUUCUGCUAUUUUUGAUGAUUUUGUGAAAUUAUGAUGUCGGAGAUCGAAAAAAAAAAUGUUUGAACAAGAACAGUUCAUACAUGUAUAGAUUAUGUUCAGUUUCACAUGUUAAUCUUGAAACUGUUCUUUGCCAAAGCUUAGUGACUUCGUUGAUGUAAUUGCUCAGCUUUUUCAUAUUCUCUCAUGGAUAUUUUAUGUCUUAUUUUUAAUCUGAGAAAGUUAACUCA